CUACAAGUCGCAUCAACGCUCCAACGAAGCACCAACCAAACCACAAACAACAACUCACCACCGCACCACCACCCCUCCUCAUAUCCCUCGACUAUCGCAUCCACCACCCCCAUCCCUUGGCCCCUCGAACGUCUGUGCAUCGCGUCACAUCAAGCAGCGGGCUCUCGAGGAACAGGGAGAACGAGGCUGUUGGAAACGAAACAAACGAGCAUUUGCUUUUUGCGUUCCAGUCUUCGCACAGCAAAAGCUGCUCUGAGCGUUUUGUGGCGGCGACCUUAGUUCACCUUCUUCUCCUUUUGUUCCGCCGUUGUUGAAGAAACCUUCCGUCGUUCUUGUUCGCAUCACUUGCUGUGACCACGACUCCAAGCGACACGUCACAUAGGCCAUGGCCACCAUUGCAAAACAUCUCGUGUCAAAGAAGAAGCGCCGCUUCAUCGAAGAUGGCUUCGACCUUGACAUGACAUUCAUCACGCGCAACAUUGUGGCCAUGGGCUUCCCAGCGGAAGGCCGCGAGGGCAUCUACCGCAACAACAUGCGCGACGUCAAGCGGUUUUUCGACACAAGGCAUCGUGACCACUACAAAAUCUACAACCUGUGCUCUGAGCGCGACUACGACCCCAACAAAUUCUAUGGACGUGUUGUAAAGUUUCCGUUUGACGAUCACAACGCACCGCCGUUUCAGCUGAUUGAGAAGUUUUGCGAAGACGUCGCCGAGUACCUCGAGAGGGACAGCAGGAACGUUGCUGUGAUCCACUGCAAGGCCGGCAAGGGCCGCACGGGCGUCAUGAUCACCGCCUUUCUGCUCCACCUCAGGCUCUUCACAGACACAAACGAGGCGCUUGAAUUCUACGGACAUGCGCGCACAAUGAACGGCAAGGGCGUGACGAUCCCGAGUCAGGUGCGGUACGUGCACUACUACGGGCGGCUGCUGCGGUCGUCGGCGCCGUACGAGCCACGCAUGCUCAUCAUGCGACGCAUUGUGCUCCGCGGCAUUCCCGACAUGAGCAACGGGACGUGCGUUCCGCAGUUUGUCAUCAAGCAGCUCAACUACAAGUCGUCGUGGUAUGAGGGCAUCACACGGGAGCAGUCGUUUGCCGAACUCGACCUGCCAGCGCCGCUGCCUGUAUGCGGGGACAUCAAGCUGGAGUUUAUCCACCGGAAGAGCACGGGGAAGGAGAAGAUGUUUCACCUGUGGUUCAACACGUUCUUUAUUGACGACCUCAAGUUUGUUGCACAGCAGUCGGAAAUCGACAAGGCGAACAAGGACAAGAAGAACAAGAUCUUCCCCGUUGGCUUUUCGGUGGAGAUUGACUUUCUGAAUCCGCAGGAGGACGAGGAGGCAGCAUCGGUCGUGCAGCAGCAGGAUGGCGUGCGCGGUGCUGGUGUUGUUGCCCCAACUGCCACCGCUGCUACCACUGCACAGCAGCUGCAGCAGCAGCAGCAAGGGGAGCAGGGUGCAUCGUCAGCAACAGCGGCGGCCAAGGGCAAAGGCGUUGUUGCGCGCGCUGUGCCGGCCCCGCUCAACGCACAGGACUCAACCAUCUCCCAGGCGCCGGAGUGGUCUGAUUCUGAUUUGACGACGACGGACGAGGACGAGGACGACUGGGAAGGCCUCCCCAUCAGCGAUGUCUGAGCAGCAGCGGUCACAUAGUGGCUGUGCUAUGGCUACUUGCCGCCACCACAAUCACACACACACACACACACACACACACACACACGCACACACACACAC
Molecule: messenger RNA, 1732 nt
Organism: Salpingoeca rosetta
Lineage: Eukaryota; Choanoflagellata; Craspedida; Salpingoecidae
Exons: 13
Coding region: 386-1633 (415 amino acids)
Biological process (GO): regulation of phosphatidylinositol 3-kinase/protein kinase B signal transduction; phosphatidylinositol dephosphorylation; phosphatidylinositol 3-kinase/protein kinase B signal transduction
Cellular component (GO): cell projection; cytosol; nucleus
Molecular function (GO): protein tyrosine phosphatase activity; phosphatidylinositol-3,4,5-trisphosphate 3-phosphatase activity
Source: RefSeq, a predicted model, not a curated record